AUGUCGUCCUCACAAUCGAGAGGCGGCGGCGAACGCAUGAUCCACCAGGACUACAUUGCCAGGAUACGGUACUCCAAUGCGCUCCCUCCUCCGCCGAACCCGCCCAAGUUGCUCGACAUUCCCAACACAGGGCUUGCGAGCGGCCAGUACACCGCGCCCGGCUUUGCGUCACGCCUGGCGCGCGAGCAGCCGUUGAACAUUGAGGCGGACGCUGAGCUGGGCAUGCCGCUGAGCUUGGUAGGCAUGCCGGGUGUUUUUGAUGGGGAUGAGAGCUGCAUCCAAGCUACCGGCAAACCACAAACCAUCCACCCCCACGACCGCCUCCUCCUCCGUCCCCUCGCGACCCUCGGAAAGCCCAAGCUAGGCGACACAGCCGUCUCCUUCCUGCGACGCACCGAGUACAUCUCCUCGGUCCAAGCCAAGCCGCGCCCGGCCGACUCCGUCUUCCUCAAGCAAUCCUCCGGCAACGCCGCCAAGCGCCCCGAGAAACGCAAGGCGUCCCCCGAGCCGGACAAGGGCACACCGGCCUGGAUCCGCCGGCGCAUCGAGAAGAGCUUCGAGGUCGCAGCCGCCAACCUCGCCGAACGCACCCGCGUCAAGCACCCCUCAAAACGCAACCUCAAAGUCGUCGACUCCUUCCCGCUCCUCCCCGACCUCGAGGCCUUCCCCGACUCGGGCGCCUACGUGACCGUCAAGUUCAGCACCAACCCCGUCAACGCCACCGACGCGUACGACACCCGUCUCCUCUCCGGCAUCUUCAAACCCAUCGAGCGCACCGCCGCCGAGGAACAACUCUACGAAAACGCCCGCGCCGCCUGGGAAGCCGACCCAACCCAACCCAAACCCUCCCAAAUGAUGAACUACGACCUCUUCCUCCCCGCCGACACGUUGACGGGGGAGCACUUCCGCGCCAAAUUCGACGUCGACAACGCCGGCCGCGACAGCGCCGCCCUCUACACCAGCACCGAAGCAGGCGGCAGCUUCCGCUUCCCACGCGUGCGCGCCUACGAAACGGCGCAGGAGAAAGAAAUGGACCACGACAACAAGUACGACGAGGAAGUGAUCCUCGCCUUCCGCGACGACGAGGGCGCCUCCCGCGGCCGCACCGACGAUUCUGCCGCUAAGGCUGUCUACUACUACCCUGUCAUGCAGCGCACCACCAUCCGCAACCAGCGCACCAAGAACAUCGCGCGCACCAUUGGCAUCACUGACGACGAGGAGACGCAUCUUGAUGAGCUGCAUGUGCGUGUUGAUGAGCCCAGUGAGGAGUUGUUGGGCGAGCUGGCCCGGUACAAGGUGCAGCCUGUGGGUGAUUUGCCUGAUGAGGGGGAGGAAGAAGAGGAGGAGGUUGAGGAGGUGGUGCAGAGCUAUGAGCGGGAUGAGGAUGAUGUGGAGCCGGGGUAUCGUAGGCGGGAUGAGGGCAGCGCGAGCCCGGCUGCGAAUGGUGGGCGGUAUGAAGGGGAUGAGGAUGCUGAGGGUGAGGAGGAGUAA
Molecule: messenger RNA, 1491 nt
Organism: Dichotomopilus funicola
Lineage: Eukaryota; Fungi; Ascomycota; Sordariomycetes; Sordariales; Chaetomiaceae
Product: RNA polymerase II-associated
Exons: 2
Coding region: 1-1491 (496 amino acids)
Biological process (GO): transcription elongation by RNA polymerase II
Cellular component (GO): Cdc73/Paf1 complex
Molecular function (GO): RNA polymerase II complex binding; chromatin binding
Source: RefSeq, a predicted model, not a curated record